UCCCUGACAUCACACAGCUGUAGAGAUGGAUAACCAAAGAGUAAUCUACUCUGAAAUGAAUCUGGCCAAAAACCCAAAGAGGCAGCAAAGGAAAUCUAAGGACACUAAAAGCUCCAUUUCAAAAACUGAACAGGAAAUAACCUAUGCAGAAUUAAACCUUCAAAAUGCUGCUCAGGAUCUUCAAGGCGAUGACAGAUCUUACCACUGCAAAGAUUUACUGUUACCUCCAGAGAAGCUCAUUGCUGGGAUCCUGGGAAUCAUCUGUCUUAUCUUAAUGUCUAUGGUAAUAAAACUUGUCAUUCCCUCAAGACUGAUGCAGAAGAAUUCUCUCCAGAAUAUGAGAACUCAGAAAGAUAGUGAUUCUUCAGCAUAUCACUGUGCUCAUUGUCCAGAGGAGUGGUUCACAUAUUCCACCAAUUGUUAUUACAUUGGUAAGGAACUCAAAACUUGGGAUGAGAGUGUGAUGGCCUGUGCUUCUAACAACUCUAAUCUGUUUUAUACAGAGAAUGAAGAAGAGAUGAAAUUUCUGGGCUCCCUGUCUCUUCUGUCAUGGUUUGGAGUCUCUCGUAAUAGCAGUGAUCAUCCAUGGGUGUUAAGAGAUGGCUCAACUUUCAAACUUAAUAUAAUAGAAACAGAAUAUGAUAACCGUAACUGUGCUCUGCUAUACAAAUAUAGACUUCAAUCAGAUGAAUGCAGAUCUUCAAAACUGUAUAUUUGUAAGCACAAGCGUUAGAAGGAAAGCACCUGAGUUGGGAGU
This is a messenger RNA of Microcebus murinus (gray mouse lemur), 757 nucleotides long. RefSeq names its product NKG2-A/NKG2-B type II integral membrane protein-like. Gene Ontology annotation, biological process: positive regulation of natural killer cell mediated cytotoxicity; stimulatory C-type lectin receptor signaling pathway. NCBI's taxonomy places the organism in Eukaryota, Metazoa, Chordata, Mammalia, Primates, Cheirogaleidae. The record is from RefSeq and is marked provisional.